ACAGAACGAGCCCAGAGCAGAGUCUGAACAGCUGUCGUGCGAGCCGCGCGCCGUUUCCUUUCUUAACCUUUUUUUCAGUUAUCUCAUUUAUUCCGUGACAUGUCUUGUUGCUUCCGUGUUGUUCUUCGUUCAGGUAGCGGGAAUUAAGUGAAACACUGAGUUUUUCUUUUGGAGUUCCUGUUGCUACAGUAUGUUUGUGAGUUUCCCCCCGCGUGCUGUUUAACCGCAGCUGGAAGCACGAGCGCUGUUCGCGGUGCUGAAAGCUUCAAGAGCCGCGAGGAGAGCAGAGGUUUCCGAGCCUCUGGAGAGACAUGAGGAGGAGGAGGUUCUGUGUGGCGGGCUUUUUACUCGCCUGGAAACUAGUACUGUUACUCAGUGUGGGUCAGUGUAAGGAGGUGGACAAUGCUGCAAGGACACGGCAGGCCCCAAUGUCUCCCUCUGAUUUUCUGGACAAACUGAUGGGGCGGACAUCUGGAUAUGACGCCAGGAUAAGACCAAACUUUAAAGGUCCUCCAGUCAAUGUUUCCUGUAACAUUUUCAUCAACAGCUUUGGCUCCAUUGCAGAAACCACUAUGGACUACCGUGUGAAUAUCUUCCUCCGUCAGCAAUGGAAUGAUCCCAGGCUUGCCUAUGCUGAAUACCCAGAUGACUCUCUGGACUUGGACCCCUCUAUGUUAGACUCUAUAUGGAAACCAGAUCUGUUCUUUGCGAAUGAGAAGGGGGCCCACUUUCACGAAGUCACUACUGACAACAAACUGCUCAGGAUAUUUAAGAAUGGGAAUGUUUUGUAUUCUAUAAGACUAACAUUAACUCUGUCAUGUCCCAUGGAUCUAAAAAACUUUCCCAUGGAUGUUCAGACCUGUAUCAUGCAACUGGAGAGCUUUGGUUACACCAUGAAUGACCUGAUCUUUGAGUGGCAGGAGAACGGACCAGUCCAAGUGGCCGAAGGCCUCACGCUCCCGCAGUUCAUCCUCAAAGAUGAAUCAGACCUCAGAUACUGCACCAAGCACUACAACACAGGUAAAUUUACUUGUAUCGAGGUGCGGUUCCAUCUGGAGCGUCAGAUGGGCUACUACCUGAUCCAGAUGUACAUCCCCUCUCUGCUCAUUGUCAUUCUGUCCUGGGUCUCAUUCUGGAUCAACAUGGAUGCCGCCCCGGCCAGAGUGGCACUGGGCAUUACCACUGUCCUCACAAUGACAACUCAGAGCUCAGGAUCCAGGACUUCACUGCCUAAGGUCUCUUAUGUCAAGGCCAUAGACAUCUGGAUGGCAGUGUGUCUUCUCUUCGUCUUCUCUGCACUGCUGGAGUAUGCUGCUGUUAACUUUGUGUCGAGGCAACAUAAAGAGCUGCUGCGAUUCAGACGGCAUCACAAGAACAAGAGCAAGAACAGUGGAGGUGCAGUUGAUCCAGAGGAGCUAGCUGAUUCCCUUCAUCGUGUUAACAUUGACAACGACCUCAAAGCAACAGACCCCCUGUAUGGAUCUAUGACCAAAAUCUACACCAGCAACCACAGGGAAGGGGAAAUACAUGAGAGCAGACUGACCUCCACAGCUGCCGUGACCUCCACUCCCAGCAACAGCAAGGAUCUGAAGGCUGGUGUCAACAACACUGUUACUGUACUGAAUACACCAGGAGGCACAGCGAACACUACCCAGAAUCCACCUGGAGCGGCUACAGGUGGAGGGGGCAAAAGCACUGAAGAGAUGAGGAAGUUAUUUAUCGACAGAGCCAAAAAGAUUGACACUGUGUCGAGGGCCGGCUUCCCUCUGGCCUUUCUCUUCUUCAAUAUAUUCUACUGGGUCCUUUACAAGAUACUUCGACAUGAAGAUGUACAUAAGCAAUAGUGAAAGCAAGAGAAUAGAUUAUUGAUAAACAGGUUGUGCACACACAUUGUUGUACCACCAUUCAUACAUGAGAACACUUCAUUAGCUAUCCUCAUGUCCCUGUUCUUUAACCCUGACCUUUAGAAACAUUCAGGAUGACCUCACUUUCCAAAAAUGUCCCGAUUGUCCUGGUGUAAACCUCAUCAUCAGUUCUCAUGAACACACACAGCUAGCUCACCCAGGUGACACCAGGUGUCUUUGUUUGGCACAGGUAGGUGGAGUGUGACAGUUACUCAUAUCUGCUCAUAUCUGAUUGAGUGCUUGUAGUUUCUGUCAGAUGAUUGACAGGUGCUUAACAGCUUCCACUAGUCACUGACAUCAUAGUGGAUUAAAAGUAGGGAGGGUGUGGCCUUUAACUCCUGCAAGAUUCAGUAGACUCAUCCUGGUCGCCAGAACACAGACGCACGUUUUCUCACCAGAGAUUCAAAGAUGACAGGUUUGAUCUAAAUCACUGCACAUCACUUUCAUGGGUGGCUCUUGAGUUAAGGGAGCUCAUAUGUACUCUUUUUCUUUUUGUUUUUACACAUGCACUGACUUGGCUUGUCCUCCAUUUGACUUGGCGUGUCAGCCCAGUGCAGCAGGAAUUCGCAUUGCCAUUACAACCACCUCUCCGUUGAAGGUGUGUCUUUAAUUUUAAUUUUAGCUGAUGACGCACUUGUUUUGAGCCAGUGACAUUUAGAAGCAGCAGGCUGAUCUAGGCUGUGACGAGAGUGGCUGUAAAGUGGUGGGUAAACACAUCUCAUUUCCUCCAUUAUAGGUACUGCAGGUGUUCUGUCACAGUAUGGCAGAAGCGGUUUACGUGGCGGAGGAGAGCUGUUUGCAGAGGUGCGGUCAAAGCCUUUUGUCAUUCACCCCUCUAGCAUUUCACUGUGUUGUUUCUGCAUGUAAUCUUGCUCCCUGCAUUAUUAUUUAAGGCAAAAUCAGAAAGCGUUUUUACCGGCAGUAGCUUAACGUGACAGCUGAAAGCAAACGUGAUGAAACAGCAGAUGAUCUGAAAUUACAAACUGGGAACUGGAGCCUAUCCCAGCUUACUACGGGUGAGAGGCAGGGUACACCCUAGACUGAUCGUCAGUCAAUCGCAGGGCCCCAACCAGUAACAUAUGAGAGAAAAUUAGUUUAACUCUGCUCAGCCGCAGCCACUAAAGGAAAGGCCCACUGAGUGCAACCAGCAACUUAUUGAUCUAAUGCAUAUACUGCGUCUUUGAAAUGUACUGUUGCUCUGAAGGCAACACAACCACAGAACCCUGCACAAAACCCCUGUGCAGUUUACUGCGUUCAGGCCAUGUGUAUGUGGUUUCACUCCAUUUAAAAACUGGAUGUGCUGAGGACAUGCUGGUUAGACCUGUCUGAGUGCUUCAAUAAGGUGUAAUAACCAAACUAAACAUGCUGCAUGGAUGGAAGCGUGGCACGUAGGGGAGAAGGGUUACUGAAGUUGCUCACAUAGUCUCAUUUAAGGGACACUGACUGGUUAGUUAUUACAUGAACUGUCGUUUCUUCACUUAUAUGCUCUGGAAAUCAUGUGUUUGUCAUGGUUGGCUAACACCCUUGCCACCAUGUAUGCAGUGGUGCGUCAUUAAAGAGAUGUGAAGUGUUAUGUCUUAACUUUGCACUAUAAUGCUUAAUCCACAUAUUAAAACACCACCCUUGAUGGGUGGUACAAUCAUUUGUACAGUAAUCGGUGGAGAUUACCGCUGUAAUCAUGAGUAUGAGAUGAAGGAGGCUUUCAAAAACACAAACACUGAACACGGCAUUGGAGGUAGAUAAAAUUAUCCCACAGAGAUGUAAUCAGCAUAUUUCAUGUCACUUUGGACCUAUUAGGUUAUAAAAUAUCUUCCAGGUUACACUCGUUUUAAGAUGGAAAGGCUUCAAUGUGCUUUGUUAAUGUGAUGGUGAUUUUGGUUAAGGUAUGCUGGCCUGGACCAAAGUUAUGGAGAGAGGAACAAAUGGAUUGAUCGGUCAACCAUCACAUCCUCAGUUUUCUGAAGGUAUUGAAGUAAAUUAGCCAGUAAAGUCAGUUUUUGUUUUUGUUUUUUUCUUAAUACUCUGCCAGAACCUCACAGUGUUCCUUUAAGAGCACCAGGAAGUGGUUGUAUGGAAGAUACCAUUCAAAUCCAUGUCAGGUUCUUUAUAUUUUUAUCAGAUUCUCGGUUCUGUGAAUGAAUGAAAUUUGUUUCUUGUACUGUAUUCUCCUUCCCUGAAUUUGUUACUGUGACACCUCUACCCUGAUCUCGACAAUGAACUACUAAAAGGCUCCAGGCAUGGGAGGACAAGAUACAUGGAGAAACUUACAAAAAUCAACCAUGAUAAAAAAAAGACUGCAAUCUUGGCUUCAAUCAGUCGAGACUUCUGUGGAGAGCAGCAGAAAAUCUACUGUAAAAGAAUGGAGACAAGAAGAAGAAAUGAGGAAUAUUAGGAACCACAAAAGCACACACACACACACACACACACACACACACAAACUGAGCAAUGUUUCACCCACUUGUGUCUUACAAGCACAGCUGUCAAUGUGUUUUUGUCCCCCACACCCAACCUCAAACUUCCCAGGACACCCACACAAACACACACUCAAACAAAGCUGUUACCACCAAACCACAUGCUGUACAUGCCUGUUUUUAUUAAGCUAUCGUGGUAAAAGGCCCCAGAACCUACUGUAACAUCAUGAUACUGAGUCCCUGUUUACACUAUGACUAAUGCUGCAACUGCUGUGGUACUUUCCAGUUAGCCCUUAUAUUCUGUCACACAGGUUUCUUCUAAUAAGCAUUUAGUCAUUUAGACUGAACACUUAAUUAGGGGGUAACACAAUCCAAAAUACAAAGGUCAGUACAACUCAGAACCAUAAUCUGUGUGUUGUGUUAAGAAAACUUAGUCAAUCACUCUCUCCAAAAUUUAGAAAUAAAAUGUUUUUCUAACAAACUGAAAUGAUAAAACAAGGAAUUAAGUUGUUUGUUUCUCUGAGCAGCCCAGUCUCCUGCUGAUUGCAUUCACAUGCAACUUUGCAUGAGCAUUUUACAUUUUGGAGGAAACCCAAUAUUGGAUAAAAUGUAAUUAUGUUUCAUUUUGAGUACCAAUGUGGGAAGUAGAGGAACAUUUGAUGUGUGAUUCAUGUAAGUCCUGUGUCCUUGAUGUGGAAUAUUUUGUAAUUCUUUGAUCAGAUCAAGUCUGUUGCUAAAUCAUUGUUGGUUUAUGAAUUUGUGGCCCAAGAGAACACACCGUUGGAAUUUUUCUAGGAAAUCACUUGGCUCUAAUGUUAAUUCCUGUCAGCUGUUAACAUCAGCAGAUACUGUAACAUUCAUACUGUGGUGGAAACACUGGAGCAGUCUGCCAAGCUUUUUGUGCUGUAGUAUUACAUGAUGUGUUUUCUUUCUACAAAGAUAGCCAUAGGUGCUUUAAAUUUAUGCCACAGUGUGGAUUGUAGUUAUUUUGCAGGUUUAGUAAUUUCCAACAAAAUACCUUUAAUAUCCUACCAAACUUUUUUUGAAAGCAUGCUGUAUUUUAGCCUUUCUGUUGAGAAUGUUGUAGAAAAAUGAAACCUGUUUGAGAUAAGUCAUCUGUCAUAGUGCUCAUAAUGAUAUGAUGGUCAUUGAUUCAGGCUUCAAGAAGUUGAUUUACUCUUAGCAAAUAUAUUCAGCAAACACUUCCAUGUUUGUGCUGGAGUGUUGAAAAGGAGCCUGACAAGGCUGCUGGCAACUCUGUGUUGCUGAGUGUGGAACUGGGCAGCGAUAGCUCUACAGCACUGGCCAGUGGGUUGGCUGGCAUGCUGCUGACAAGCAAGUUGCUGGGAGGCUUACCUCCUUCGGGAGGGCUUCCUAGGGCAGGCACAGGAUCAGGGAACAAUCUGGUUCCGUGUUGGCCAACCGGUCAAAUGACUGGAGACCAGUAGUCUGGAGGCUAUCUGGCUUUAGAGCAAGGACUAGCAGAAAAGAGACCAGAGAAGUGGACAACAAAAGUUGUCGAGAGCCUCACAUUGUUGUGGGUGCUAAUGGCUAGUAGGAUCACACAGAAAGGAAACUCCUGGGAACCGUUGGAAAUGGAAUCAAAUAGAACGCUGAACACCUCAGACCACUGACCACCUUGGGAAAUCAGGGAAAAUGUAUCACUGCCUAAAGGGGAAGGUACAAAAGUCCUGGACUAAAUUUUCCAAAAACACUUACUUACUGUUAACCUGACUCACCAGAUGAAACCACAGACAGAAUCGUGGGAAGUCGCCAGUGGAAGCUAUGUGUUAAACGGUUGGCUCUUUUCGAAAAAAUACUUCGUGAUUGGACAGAAAUACUUCACAGCUCCAAUAUAACUGAUGCAAUCACAGCAUCUAUACUGAUCCCUUUAAGAGCUGCCAUUAUUACCAUCACACACACUCUUUUGAGCGAGAACCAUACUGGUGCUUUUAAUCCCAUUACUAUUACACAUGUUCUUUUAUGUCAUUACUGGGGUUUUCAAAAAUGGCUGACAAUUCUGAAUUGACUAAAACAUCCAAGAGUUACCUCUAGGAGUUAAAUCAGUGGCAGGUGAACUUUCCCCUUCACAGACUGCAGUGUUUUACGUGUUCAGUUUCCUGGAAGGAUGUUCAGUUAGCUUGUUAACAUGAAGCCUUUCCGUGCAGUCGCUGUGAAGUAUUUACACCAGUGUUUCCCCCCCAGAAAUAUUUGCAUGUUUCUGAUAAAAACAACUUCUUAUUGUUUGUCACGUUUGUCACGAUAUUUCUGCUGUCUAUUGCCAAGUUCCUGCAUAGGACUUAGGUUUGUUAAAAAACAAAGAUAUAUGCAUCUAGAUGUUUCAAGUUUAAUAUUCACUCAUUUUACUGUAUAGUAUAUAGCACCAGCCAUUCUUUCAGUCCAUGAUUCACACUACAUAUUGAUACACAUACAUACACAUAGUAUGUAUCAUUUCCUGCUAGCAGGAAAUUGUACAAUAGUGCUAAACUUCAAAUCUGCCUUUCUAGCUUUCUGUACACACCAAAUGAAACUAUGUUUUCUCAUUUCUUUAUUUUUCUACAUUUGAUUUUUGAUUAAGUCUGGACAUUAACACAUAACAGCAAUGCAACUAUCUCAAACAGGUUUCAAGAUGAUUUUCAUAAUGCAAAAUGGAUGCUAAUCACUGAUGGUCGGAAAGAUAAACGCAUUCAAAAUCCAAAGUGUGUGUGUAAAACAGUUGGCAGUUAUUUAGGGUGUUCAUAGUUUCUUUGUAAUGCUGAUGGUCUCCAAUAUUGCUCCAGUGAAUAUAGUCAGUUAUUACACUGAAGGACCCUUAAAGCUCCUCCACUCCCAUGGUUCACUCACACGGAUGGUUUCGCUCCCGUUGCCUCCUUAGAGCUUUCCUCAGGAGUGUGUGGGCAUGUUCAGACUGUGUUUAAUUCACUUGUUCCUCACUCUCGUAUCGGUUUUGAUGUUCCAGUUUAUGAUGAAAAACACUACUGUCAUUCUGAUCAGUACAUGUGCAGUAGUCUGGUGACCUUAUGUAAUUCCCGGCAUAUAGCGCCUCAUUAACCUGGAAAUAGGUCUAAUCAACCAGAACAGGUGAAAACACCUGUGUGGGUGUGUUUGAGUUCUUACUCGAAGCCUUGCACUUAAUGACUUGUGUUACUGCAGUUGAUGCCAACCUUCUUCAUAAUCUCACGUAAAGAACUGUCUGUAAUCCUGUUGGGAAUCUGGUCAGACUUAAGUAGCCAUCUAGAUGUGUUUAUCGCUCUGUUUUUAGCUGUGCCACACACACACACACACACACACACACACACUGUAAAAACUGCUAUGCCAUAAAUACAUUUCUAUGCUCGGUCAAAGAUUAAUCCUUUCGUACAGAAAGAGAAGUUUGAAAAUAUUUUAAAUUUGAAUUUAUAUUGUAUGAGUCAUGAAACUGUGAACUGACACUGUGAUUUUUGUCCCGAGUUGGAUGUGUUACUUUUAUUGUUGUUGGACAAAGGCAGCCAAUGAACCAGAAGAAAGUGAUUUUCAAACACUUUUAUACAUAAAAAUGCCUUCCUUUGCUGUUUUAACAAAGAAAUUGAAUUCUUGAAUGAUGUCGUGUGCUACAGCUUUUCACUCUUAGACCACAGACGUGAUCUAUGGGUUCCCUCACAAGAUUUCCAUUGCAGUUUUUCCCACAGGAUUUUCAAUAUAUUAUAUGUAAAAGGAAUAUACAAAAAUAUAGACAUAAGGUUAAAAAACCUUUCACUGUUUUAUCUGAGCCACAAGUUUCGAAAAUUUUAUGUUUGUUUUGUAUUUAUACUUGCAUUGUGGUUGAAAUGUGGUGAAAAGUGUGUAGAUUUGUGAAGAAUAUUUUCUUACAUUGUUUUCACGUCACAGGUUUCAAUUCACUGCAGUGUGAAAAGCUGUCAUGGGAACCCUGGACAAGCUAACUCCAGAUGCAUCAUGGGUGAUCUGUAUUCUGAACUUGGACCAAUUUCAUAUCUCAGAGGUUCUGUUUCAUAAAAACUGAUUUUGUCCAAACACAUUUUAACAAAAUCUCUCAUUAUCCACACCCUUGUUAAUUCUCCAUCAGAUUUAAGAUUCACAUACCAGUCAAAAGGCAACAUGUUGGUAAUCAUGUGCUGUAUGCUGACAGAAUGUUCUGUCGUGAUCUCGUUCGAUUUCAAGGUGUAAAAACAAAAAGAAAAGCCCUCCUACAUUUGUUCAGUACAGAGUUGAGAGCACAUGCACUAUUUUUUGUAAAAUAAGAUGUGCAUAUUUUACAUUGUUAAAGUUAAAUUCUAUUGGAUUACAAUAAACUUGGUAGCCACUUUUUAAUGUCGACUGCCUGUCUGUCCUCUCUUGUCUCUCAGUUUGCCUGAAU
Scatophagus argus is the source of this 8669-nucleotide messenger RNA. RefSeq names its product glycine receptor, alpha 3 (gene glra3). Gene Ontology annotation, biological process: regulation of membrane potential; nervous system process; chemical synaptic transmission. The transcript is spliced from 10 exons. Gene Ontology annotation, molecular function: glycine binding; chloride channel activity; transmitter-gated monoatomic ion channel activity. NCBI's taxonomy places the organism in Eukaryota, Metazoa, Chordata, Actinopteri, Scatophagidae. Gene Ontology annotation, cellular component: plasma membrane; neuron projection; synapse. The coding region runs from base 312 to 1844 and encodes 510 amino acids. The record is from RefSeq and is a predicted model, not a curated record.